AUGUUCAAAAUACCUGAGUGGGAAGAAGAUAUUCCAAAAGAUAAGCUUAAUUUUAGUAAAAAAUCACCGAAAAACAAAGGGAAAAAUAAAAACAAAAAUAUAAAACUACCAAAAGUCAAUAAACAAAAUGGUUUAAAAGUAGACUUGAAACCUAAGAAUAAGUUAAAACUAAAAUCUAAGUUAGUAUUGCCUACAACUGAUUAUGAGACUAAAAAUAUUAUAAACUGUGCAGAAAUCCCAAGACAAAAGAAGCAUAAAAAGAAGGCACAUAAUAAUGUAGAAAAUAAUGUGUUGAAAAAAUUAGAGACUAAUAUAGUUUUAAAGAAUUAUGACUCAGAUAAAUUAGAUGAGCUGAUUCUUGAUGAAAAGAAGAAAAAACUUAACCCACACAAAAAUGAUAACAUUGAAGAAAUGUUAUUUCAGGAAAACACUGAUAAAAUUAAAAUUAAGAAGAAUAUUGUCCUAAAUGGAAAAAUUAAUAAAGCUGAGAAGUCCAAAAAAAUGAAAAAUAGUCUUCAAUCAAAUUUAAAAAAAUUAAUUGAAAAUACCAAAGCCUCAGAAGUGGCAGGACAAAAUAUUGAAAUAAAUAUAAAUGCACCUAAAAACAUAAAAGAAGUGCUAAUUAAUGAAAAUACAGAAAAAGUUGGAUAUAAAAAUAAUGAGAAUAAGAAUGCUCUUGAAGAAAACACUAAUAAAUCUAAGAAAUCAAAGAAGAAGAAAAACAAACUAAAAUCAGAUAUAGAUGAAUCUAAAGCCUUAGGCACAUCUGAACAAAACAAUGACAUAAAUAUAAAAGCUAAAAUGAAUGAAGAAGAAAAUAACAAAAAUAAAGAAAAUAAAGAAGAAAAGAAGAAUAAUGUCCUAAAUGGAAAAAUUAAUAAAUCUAAGGAAUCAAAGAAAAAGAAAAGUAAGCUUAAAUCAAAUGUUGAAGGUUUUAUUAAAGAAACAAAACCCUUAAACAAUUCUGGACAAAUGAUUGAUAUUAAUGUAAAGUCCACUAGAUUAAAAGAAACCAUGCCAACCUUAAAAGGAUCUAAACCUACAGUCAAUUCUGAACGAAACAUUGAUGCAAGUGCAACACAUAAAUCAAAAAAGGAGCGAAAGAAAGAGGCUAUUAAAUCAUUAUUACAACAACAACAACAAGAAAGUCAUAGAAAUUCUAUUAAUAUCAGUGGCAGUAGUACAUUAAGAGAGAGAAUGAUGGAGAGAUUGAAAGCUGCCAAAUUCAGGUAUUUAAAUGAGAAGUUAUAUACAUCAUCAGGGUCUGACGCCCAACAACUCUUUCAAUCAGACCCUGAAGCAUUCCAAACUUACCAUGAAGGCUAUCAACAACAAGUAAAGAAGUGGCCUGUUAAACCACUUGACAUAAUUAUUCAAAGGAUUCAGAAAAUGCCUAAAACCCACAAAAUAGCAGAUAUGGGCUGUGGUGAAGCAGAGCUCUCAAGACGUAUAUCCCAACCAGUGAGGUCCUUCGACCUGGUGUCCACAGCCCCCGGGGUAGAAGCCUGUGACAUGGCGCACACACCGCUGCUGGCCAGUUCUAUGGAUGUAGCGGUGUACUGCCUGGCUUUGAUGGGGACAGACCUCACUCAGUAUUUGGUUGAAGCUAAUCGGGUACUUAAAAUUGGUGGUCACCUCCUGAUAGCAGAAGUUGAAAGUAGGUUCGACAAUGUUGAGGCAUUCACUAAAGAAGUACAAAAGCUGGGUUUUAACCUCAAGAAGCUCGACAAAAGUCAAAAAGUUUUCUUCUUCAUGGAGUUCACUAAGGUGCGGGAAGCCCCCGUAAAGAAAGCGAAACUUCCCACAUUGACAUUGAAACCAUGUAUUUAUAAGAAACGG
Molecule: messenger RNA, 1839 nt
Organism: Brenthis ino (lesser marbled fritillary)
Lineage: Eukaryota; Metazoa; Arthropoda; Insecta; Lepidoptera; Nymphalidae
Source: the annotation of a GenBank genome assembly